Molecule: messenger RNA, 6973 nt
Organism: Oryctolagus cuniculus (rabbit)
Lineage: Eukaryota; Metazoa; Chordata; Mammalia; Lagomorpha; Leporidae
Gene: STX17
Product: syntaxin 17
Biological process (GO): exocytosis; vesicle fusion; intracellular protein transport
Cellular component (GO): plasma membrane; autophagosome membrane; SNARE complex
Molecular function (GO): SNARE binding; SNAP receptor activity
Source: RefSeq, a predicted model, not a curated record
CACCUGUUUUUGUACUCACCCAGCGCCCGCCACAGCCCACCCGGAGGCUUCGAGGGGCGGGAACGGGGUGGAGCCUGCCCGGCUCGCCCCUCGUGACGCCCCGCCCCGUCACGACCGCGCCUGCGCCGUGCACACCUACCGGCCUCGAGCGCCCCGGCGGGAGGUUUUUCUGUAUGAGUGGAGAAGACAGUUAUUGCCAGUAGAAGUGACACAACAUUUUUUAUGAUGUCUGAAGAUGAAGAAAAAGUGAAAUUACGCCGUCUUGAGCCAGCUAUUCAGAAAUUCAUUAAAAUAGUAAUCCCGACAGACCUGGAAAGAUUAAGAAAGCACCAGAUAAAUAUUGAGAAGUAUCAAAGGUGCAGAAUCUGGGACAAGUUGCACGAAGAACAUAUCAAUGCGGGGCGUACAGUUCAGCAACUCCGCUCCAAUAUUAGGGAAAUGGAGAAACUUUGUUUGAAAGUCCGAAAGGAUGACCUAAUACUUUUGAAGAGAAUGAUAGAUCCAGUUAAAGAGGAAGCAGCAGCAGCAACAGCAGAAUUUCUGCAACUCCAUUUGGAAUCUGUGGAAGAGCUUAAGAAACAAUUUAGUGAUGAAGAAACUUUAUUACAGCCUUCUUUAACCAGAUCCAUGACUAUUGGUGGAGAAUUUCACACUACUGAGGCUGAAGCUAGCUGUCAGAGUUUGACUCAGAUAUAUGCAUUGCCUGAAAUUCCUCGAGAUCAAAAUGCUGCAGAAUCAUGGGAAACCUUGGAAGCGGAUUUAAUUGAACUUAGCCAACUGGUCACUGAUUUCUCUCUCCUAGUGAAUUCUCAGCAGGAGAAGAUUGACAGCAUUGCAGACCAUGUCAACAGUGCUGCUGUGAAUGUUGAAGAGGGAACCAAAAACUUGGGGAAGGCUGCAAAAUACAAGCUGGCAGCUCUGCCUGUGGCAGGUGCACUCAUCGGAGGAGUGGUGGGGGGUCCGAUUGGCCUCCUUGCAGGCUUCAAAGUGGCAGGAAUUGCAGCUGCACUUGGUGGUGGGGUGUUGGGCUUCACAGGUGGAAAAUUGAUACAAAGGAAGAAACAGAAAAUGAUGGAGAAGCUCACUUCCAGCUGUCCAGAUCUUCCGAGCCAAACUGACAAAAAAUGCAGUUAAAAACCACAUUUUGGUAUUAUUGGCGCCAAUGUCUAUUCUAAUGAGGACCUUUGCUGCUGUUGGACACUUAGUUUUUGAAAUCAAGUAUAUCAAGACAGCAGCCCUACAAGUGGAUGCUCACGCAAGUUUGAACUGUGAUAAAACAUAGUUUGUUGUUUGCUGGGGUAUGAAUGGAAAUGUUAGAGAUUGAGGAGCCAAGGCUGAGGCUGCAUCAUUUCUGUUAGGUAAAGUUUAAAGACUGCCAAAGAGCAAAUUUUCUGCCUGGAAAUGUGAAACCUCUGAUAAUGACUUAAGAUAUGUAAAAAUGUUGAGUUAUGGAAGGAACUGUUCUAUUAUUCUGAAUUAGAGACCUUAACACCAAGUAUAUUUCUAGAUUAUUUAGGCCUUUUGGCAAGGAAAAGAAUGGGAGUUCGGAAGCCUUUCUUACCAUUACCAGAUAGAGAAAUCAAGACCUGGUAAGGGCACAGGUGGACUACUUCAUGGAGUCCAUUAAGGGAGCCCUAGAGCAGUUUGGUCCAACUGUGUAUUCUGGUGAAAGAAAUUUAAAGUGUUAAGAAAAUGGAAAGGCAGGCACAGCUUCUCUCUCAAAUAUCUCCAUUUAUGACACUAGCUUUUCUGAACUCCUCUGCCUUUCUUAAAUAAAAAACACACUCUCAUGUGAUAGGAUACUUACUAAGCCAGUCACCAAGCUUGCUUUGUCAGCCAACCUGAUAUAACAUGGCAAAGAUCUGGUGUCCUUUGCCUUCCCAUCCUUUUAAUUGUCGCCUGUUCUUUGGUUUGUGGGGUAAUUCUACCCUUAUAUAAUGAGCCGUUUCCUCUUGAUCUGCCUUCUCAUAAUGUCUCUUAUCUCUCUUCAUUCUUUUCUGUAACCUCUAGGUUUAAAAAAAAAAGAAAAUGAAAUGUAUUUCCAAUGUUGGUAGAGUUUGGGCUAAAAUGAGUGGGGUGUAGGUAAGGAUGUCAGACCAUUUCAUGGGAUGUCUUCCAAUUUCUAGGGGCUAAUGUGUCUACCGCAUGGGGUUUCUCUGACCCUAUUUUCUCUUUAGCUGGCCUUUGGGAGAGCUAAGAACUAGCUUCUACCUCAAUUCUAUUACCACUGUCCUUUUUCUAGGCUUUGGUAUUUGAUGCUUUCCUUGACUUUUCAUGUGUUGCUGUUUCUUCCCAAGAAUGGUGUUCAUACUUCCCUUUUCUCACAGUUGUUGAAAGGCAAAGCCUAGUGCCAAGACUCAGACCGAAUGCAGGAUUUGUGGUGCUAAUCCUAACGUUUGACAUUGACAACAAGCAUGGUCCAGCCCAACCUCAUGUCUAUCUCAGACAGCAAAGUGUUUAAAUUUAAAAGAAAAAAGGAAUUUAAGAUUAUAGGCAACUUCAUUCUACACCCAACUCUUUUGGAAAAGGAAGGAACUAUCUUUUGCCUUACUGUUUAUUCUGAGGGAAGAACGGGCACCUGUACCCCAAAAGGUGGAGCUGUCUCUGCCUGGGAGCAAAGGUUUAUCAGGGAGUCAAAUGGUUUAUCACUUAACUUUUCACUUCUGUGUCUAAUCUAUAGACCUUUUUCCCUCAUUCCUUUUGAAUCUCACCAAUGAAUUCUAGUGAGACAAAGCACUACUUCUCAUACUUAAGUAACCUGAAAGUAUCAAGUAUUUCUACCUGCUGACUUAUAUCUCUAAUAAUAUUACCAAGAAGGAAAUACUUUGAAUAAGUAGCAGAUUCUGAUCCAGUAUCUGAUAUUAGAUUCCUUUUUGGUUGGGACAGUUGCUUUUGAAUUCUACCAUUUUUCUAUUUUCUGGUCCUUGUCAUCCCUUUAACACAUGGUAUUCAAACAUAAAUGAGACUCAAAACUCAGCCAGGUGCUAACUUAAAACAAGAUUCCUAAAACUCAGUCCCAUAGGUGAUUCUGAUAUAGCCAGUCCAGCCUGGUCAGCUGAAAUUAUAACUCUAAGGUAUAGCUGUUAAAGUAUUCAGCUGUAUCACUUAAUUCUGUGAUUUCCAGUAUUAUACUCCUCUUCACUACUGCCUAUUAUUCCACUCCGCCAACCCCAAAAUUAGCUCUACUUAGAACUGAACAUCUUAGCAACAAUACUAGGGACUCGAUAAUGUAAGGCUGGUUUCCUGAAGAGGAGGCCUGUAUUUGAAGCAUACAUUUUGUUUGGGGAUCUCUCAUUUUUACUGAGCCAGUGUGGGACACCUCUAUAUGUGCACUCAUACAAGCUUUUGACUUUUUCUGCUCAUCAGAUAUGGAAUAUUACACUAGCAGUCUUAAUGCUUAGGCAAGGUACAGUCCUUCAAAAAAGUUUUGUAAUUUAAAAUUAUUUAGAAAUUGUAUCCUGUUUUAGUGAUAGAAACUGUCAACUUUUAGUAGAAACUUAUAGAAGUGAUUAAUAAACUAUACAUGACAUGCAUAUAAACUUCAAAUUGUUUAUAAAUCCAUCUGAUACAGAAAUCAAUCUUAAAAUUUCAUUUAGUUUCCUAUAGUAUUAAGUUUAUCUUUUCUAUGAUUCAUGUGUUUUUAUUGCAGGAAGUAAGGAACACUCUGUAGAGUGUUAAAAUUUGUAGGGGCUCAUCUAGAUAAAGGCAGCACUCUUAGGGACUUGUUGAUGUAAUUGAGAAUUUCUCUGUAGAACAGAGACUUUGAAACUUUCGCUGCAACCCACAGUAAAAACUGCACUUACGUAAAUACUCAAGAUAUGCAUAAGGAAACACCACUUACUGUUAUGAAAAGGGCAUUCUGAUGCUUUUAUUGUUUCACUUUUUAAAAUAAGCCAGUUGCGACCCACUACAUUGAUUUAAUAACCAACAAUGUGUUGCUACCCUUAGUUUGAAAAAACCACCCUUACAGAGGAACUGACAGUUACUGAAGACCUUCUGGUGCCAGGUACUUCCCUAGGCAUUUUGCAGGUACGGAAACUGAGCUUCCGAGGAACUGAAUAGUGUACAGAGGGUUACUCAGCACCAAAGACGUGAGCCCAGACGUUAACUAGGUUUGUUGAACUGCAGAACUCUCACACUGUGCUGCUUCUCUACACACAACUGAGGUGGGUCCUUGCUCUGCUUUACACAAACACCCACACAGGCUGCAAGGUAGGCUUGGAAACUACGUAACUCAUUCAUUUGCACUUUUAAAACAAUUGUUUUCCUAAAUCUCCUGACUGCUUGCCAAGUGUCCAACAGCCCCCGAAAUUGUAGUGGUGGCUGAUGCAGCAGUGCUUCAUGCUGAUUCUGGACCCUGGGCUGUAACUGUCUCCACCCACUCGACCAUCUUAGAGAGUUUCUUAGAAUUUCCUCAUACUCCUGGGUUAUAACCAUUGUUAAAACAGUGCUUUUUAGACAAUUUUAAAAUAAAUUUUAAUGCUUUUUAUGACAAAUGUAACUCAUAGAGUCAGGUAAUUAUUUAAAUGGAUACUCUUGGGUAGCCAAGGACUUAGUGUAGUGACAUUAGGAUUACACGGACCUUUUUUUUUUUUUUUUUUUUUAAGAGUUUUCCUUUGGAAUUGGUUCCAAAGACAUUUUGCAAAGCACAUAAGAAAGGCCAUCUCCAUUUUUAUUAGUCACAGACCAUACUCUCUGAUCCUUAUGACUGCACUUCCUUCCUCAGUUUGUUUUCUUCUGCUGGCCUAAAUCUCUCCAGGUGUCUUUAGGAGCCAGUGUCCUAAGAUUGCUUAAAACUGACCAGAGCUCCUGGGGAAGGACCAUGAGGUUUUACUGCAUGGCGUUCUGUAAAGUGAGAAUCCCCUAAGUCCCAAAACCGCUGUCUGUGGGCUGCUGCCUUCCCUCAUUUGCUUCAAGGAGCACUUAGACAGGAGUAAGGACCAGAUCCUGCAAAUACCAAUCACAAGAAGCUGAAGGAACAUAAAUACAUAACAAACAGGAUUUUUCUCCCAUAAAGUACAGAAGCCAAACCACACUUCACGUCAGUUUGUAAAAUGAAGGCGUUUGUUUCUCAGGGUCCCACUGCCCUUCGUUGCUGCUGUGUGAAACCCUCAGGAGGGGGGAGGAAGGGAAGCCCGGGGGAAGGUGCUCCUGGGAAAUGGGUCAUUUCUUGACAUGAAGUAGAGUGGCGGGAGCACGCAGGCACCCUGGAUGUUAGCUAACACUUGUCAGUAGUCAGAGGCCCGGGGGCGGCAGGCAAGCUUCCCCUCUAGCCUAAGCUCAUAGGAAAUGCUAAGGUUUUGUUUGUGUUUUUAUUGGCGCUUUCUUUCUAAGAAGUGGUUCUCACUAUUUAGUCACUAAUCUGACACCCUUUUACAUAAACUUUUGGGGUAUCAAAUAAUCAAUGGUAAAAGAUUCACUUAGUGUCUAACCUACUCCUCUCAAGGAAAUUAGUUUAUUGUGUUAGGCAAGAAAUGGAUCUCUGCAAUAUUAAUGAAAGAAAGAAAACAUGAAAGGUGCCAAAUCCAAAGAGCAGUUCAAAAUUACAUAGUUGGCACGAGAGCUAGAAUUAUGGUCUAAGAAAAAAAAAAUCCCUAAAGUAAUUUGAGUUUUAGCUGUGCCUUAUCAGGUUGCCUGCUGAGGCCUGUGGUCUUUUGGAUCAGCCUUAGCAUCCCAAAUCAGCUGUAACAGAGAGAGAACUGGAUGGGGGAGCCCCGAGAGCAGAGUGUUCUAGUUUGGGCUCCAUCACGUAAAGCUUAUUAUCAGGGAUGACGGCCUUUGGGAUUCCCCUAGUGCUAGUGUUGGUCACCAACCUGACUCCCUCCAUUUUUUUUUUUUUUUUAAGAUUUAUUUUAUUUAUCUGAAAAGCAGAGUUAUAGAGACAGAAGGAGGGAGAGCGAGCAAGCGAGCGAGUGCUUCCAUGCACUGGUUCACUCCCCCAAAUGGUCACAAUGGCCAGGGCUGGGCCAGACCAAAGCCAGGAGACAGGAGCUUCUUCUGGGUCUCCCAUGUGGAUACAGGGGCCCAAGCACUUUGUUUUUAUCUACCCUGGUCCUGUCAAUUUUACUUUAAAUUUGAGUCGUAUCCAUUUCUAAAUAUAUCCUAGUCAUCACUCUAGUAGCAGACUGUUGCCUUACACCCCUAUAGUUGAUCUUCCUCAACUUUGAAGCCCCUCAGUUUCUUACAUCACUGCCAUAGGACUAAGAACCAAGUCCAUCUUUCAUUUUUCUGCAGAAAAUUUUUCAGUGGCUCCACUUGAAUACCAAAUAAAAUUCAAAUCCCUUGGACUGACAUUCACAGUCUUCCAUAUUCUGGUCCGGUAGUGCCACUGACAAAGAGAUAUUCUACAAGAACGAUUUUAGGGUUUUCUAUGGUGAAGGCACAAACUCACAAUAAACUAUGUUUACAUUCUCUGGCCUAAAAUAUUUUCUUUGUAAUACUUAUUUUGCAAAAGCAGUCACCUGAAAUCUUUUUAAGCUCUUGUACAGGCCUAAAACAUGCUUCCUAAAGAAAUACUGUUCCCCAAAAGAAACUACAUUCAAUUUCUGAACCUUGAAAACAUCUUAACCUUCAGACAAUGUCAAUGUCAAUGUCGUCACCUGUGCACCUCAGAGGCAAGCAUGAGAAUUCAUCAGCAGCAUAAUUAACCCAGCCUUGGAUGGACCAUUGUCUAACCCCUGUGAAAACUUCACUCAUACCAUAUAUGAGAAAGGCAGUCAGCAGUACACAAUUUGCAUACCCUUCUCCAGCACUUGACAUGUUUUUACAGUAAGAAGAUGUUUACUUGGGUUUCACUAAUUAAGCCCCCUAAAGAUGUCUUCCGUUUUGCUGUUAGCCAGAAUCCGCACAGGAAAAGCCCAAUGUUGAGAAUCCCCACAAAUUCUGUAAAGGUUACUGAAUCCAUUUGUCAUGCAUUAUGUUGCCAAGUGGUGCUUGAAUAAGGAACCAUGCAAUAAAUUCAUUGAAUAUUUAA